AUGGAGAACUCUUCCUACACACAGACACCACCAGUUGUGGAUGCCCGGCUAAGACAGAAGCACUACUACAAUGUUGAUUCCGGAGACCAUGAUAUCCCUGAGAUCAACAAAGAUUUAAAUCUUCGAGAAGGGGACAUUUUAGAGACCAACCAGAGGAGUGCUGUUUUAGGAGAUAACUACCGAUGGGAGUCUCCUGUUCCCUAUGUACUGAAUGCGGACCUUGAUAUGAAUGCCAGAGGCAUUAUUCUGAGGGCCUUUGAACAGUUCAGAUUGAAAUCAUGUAUCGAUUUCAAGCCAAAAGAGAGUGAGGACUACUACAUCUCAGUUGAAAAGAAGAAUGGGUGUUACUCAUAUGUAGGGAAAAUAUUUAUUUAUGGCCAAGUUCUCUCCAUUGGUGCUUUUUGCGAUACCAUUGCUAUUGUUGAACACGAGUUUCUUCACGCUCUGGGUUUCUACCAUGAACAGUCCAGAUAUGACAGAGAUGAGUAUGUCACAAUUGUCUUGGAAAAUAUCUUGGCAGGAAGCGUUAGCAAUUUCAAUAAGUACACCAAGUAUGAAAUCACCACCCAGGAUACUCCAUAUGACUACACCUCUGUGAUGCACUAUGGGAAAGAUGCUUUCACCAAUGGAAAUGGACCCACCAUCAUCACAAAGCUGCCUGAGUUCCAGGAUGUGAUUGGUCAGCGACUGGAGAUGAGUUCCUAUGAUGUCUUUGAACUUAACAGACUCUAUAAAUGCAAUGCAGCCGUCUCAUUCCUGGACCACUGCAGUUUUGAUAGUGGGGGUCUGUGUGAGAUGAGUGUCUGUUCUCGCUCUGACCAUGGAUGGGAAAGAGUGACCAAUGCCGCUGGAGGUCCCCACUCUGAUCACACUUACAUAGGGGGUGAAAAUUCUGCUGCUCCUAUUUUCAUGAACAGAAUUUUUUUUCUGUGUUCUUCAUUCUCAGCCGGAUUCUUCAUGCACUCCAGCAUGGCAAAUGGUCGGGAAGGUGACACAGCAAAACUGGAGACCAGGACAAUGACACCAAGCAGAGACUGUAAAGUUCAGUGUCUGCAGUUCUUCUAUUUCCACAGUGGGAAUGAAUCUGACCAGCUCAACAUCUGGAUCAGAGAGUUUGACAAUGAAGCUGAUGCAAAUGGAACACGCAGACUAAUGAGCCAGAUCACAGGUACCCCGGCCAACUACUGGCAACUCCAUCAUGUUGCCCUUAAUGCUACAAAAACAUUUCAGGUUGAAUUUGAAUCACAUAAAGGAGCAGGAAGUUCCACUGGUGGUUUUUCUGUGGAUGAUAUUAACCUGUCAGAGACUGAGUGUCCACACAACACUUGGCAGAUAAGAAACUUUGAGGAGCUUUGGAAUUUGAAUUCUCCAGGUACUGACAUCUUUAGCCCAAGGUAUUACUCUCCUGAAGGCUAUGGCUAUCAGGUAUUGGUAAGGCUCCAACAGGAAUACUUUUCCAUCUAUGUGCGUCUGGUGUCUGGGGACUAUGAUGAUCAGCUGCAGUGGCCUUGUCCAUGGAGACAAGUGACCUUCUUACUUCUCGACCAGCAUCCUCACAUCCAACAACGUAUGUCACAUCAGAGGAGCAUCACCACGGACCCAACUUAUAUUGAUGGUGGUGGUUAUUUUUGGGACAACCCACGGAAUGUUGGAACUCCGAUAGUCGAGAACAAUGAGACGAUCUAUGUAAACAAUGGGUGGGGUUACCGAUAUUUCAUAUAUCAGAGGGACCUCAGUGACAGAGCAUUUGUUAAGGGUGGUGACAUCUUCUUCCUCUUCAGUAUGCAGGAUAUUUCCGGACUACUGCAAAAGGACUCUCUGCCUUGUCCCUCUGUGCCUGAGCAGAGCUUCACAAAGUCUUCAGAAGAACAAGCUGAUGAGGGUCCAUGUGUGAAACGGGUGGCCCACAGUGCCAUGUUUAAAUCCACAAUGAAAAUUUGUAAAACUUGUCUCUUUCUGCAGGAAUCCAACAACCACUACCCCACCUACGACAACAACGAAUCCAACAACGACUACCCCACCUACGACAACAAGGAAUCCAACAACCACUACCCCACCUACGACAACAAGGAAUCCAACAACCACUACCCCACCUACGACAACAAGGGAGACACCAUCUACGCCAAACCCUGGCAGGUUUACUUGCAGUUUGAAGUGUGGUCAUGGAUAGUGACUUUGUAA
This is a messenger RNA of Chanos chanos (milkfish), 2181 nucleotides long. RefSeq names its product meprin A subunit beta-like. The record is from RefSeq and is a predicted model, not a curated record. Gene Ontology annotation, molecular function: metalloendopeptidase activity; protein binding; zinc ion binding. The coding region runs from base 1 to 2181 and encodes 726 amino acids. Gene Ontology annotation, cellular component: membrane. The transcript has 18 exons. NCBI's taxonomy places the organism in Eukaryota, Metazoa, Chordata, Actinopteri, Gonorynchiformes, Chanidae. Gene Ontology annotation, biological process: proteolysis.